AUGGGCGAUGCGGGGAAAGAGAUGAAGAUGGCCAUUACUUUGGUCAGUGGCGCAGAAAUUCCAUUGCCCUCGCCAGUCUUCGAAAACGAGACCGUGCAACAACUCCGCCUGCGCUUGUCCAACGAGCUCAAAGUGCCCUCGGGCCAGGUGGCAUUGCUUUGCGGCUUCGAGCUCCUACGGGAUGCACAGAAGAUGGGGUCCCUCCCUUGCGAAUCAGGCAUGUGCGAAGUGACGGUUAUGGUCAGCAAGAAGUGGGAUGACAAAUUGCAGGAGCUGUUGGUGGAUCCGGGCCGCUUCACCGCUGCUGGCUUGGCCUCCAUGGCGGAUGGUGCCUUGUUCAACUGGAGCAAAGGGGGCGAUCGCCUACUCCAGGGCCCCGAGGUGAAGAGGACUUCGGACGAUGGCUCGGGAGUGCUGGUGAAGGAGGCUGAUUGCUUGAAGUUCGUCAUGGAAAAUGGAAGCUCACCGGAAGGAGGCCUUUGGAUUGGCGGCUCUAAGUUCCGAGUCCUUCGCCAUGAUCGAGAGGAUGAACCCUUCACCACCUUGCUGGCCAUCAGCACCUCCUGGCACUUGGAUGGCCUCGGCAUGGUGGCCAUCAGCACUGGCUCCAAUGUCUUGCUUUGCCGCUUCGAACGGCCCGGAGAGAUGCUCGCUGGGAUCCUGGGGCCUUUGCGGAAGGCGGCCGCUGCCUUUGGUGAUCUCAUGUGUGCUGAGGGCAUGUGA
Durusdinium trenchii is the source of this 723-nucleotide messenger RNA. The record is from the annotation of a GenBank genome assembly. Lineage: Eukaryota; Dinophyceae; Suessiales; Symbiodiniaceae.